This is a messenger RNA of Volvox carteri f. nagariensis, 1512 nucleotides long. RefSeq lists its product as uncharacterized. The transcript is spliced from 3 exons. The record is from RefSeq and is a predicted model, not a curated record. The coding region runs from base 34 to 1512 and encodes 492 amino acids. NCBI's taxonomy places the organism in Eukaryota, Viridiplantae, Chlorophyta, Chlorophyceae, Chlamydomonadales, Volvocaceae.
GCAACAUACCUUGUGGUAAUAACAACCCGCGAAAUGGAAAACGUGCGCGAAGCAAAACGCGCUAAACCGGGACCUAAGCCUAGUGCUGUGUUGGAUUAUUUCGAAGAAGUCGGUGACUAUAGCUCUAGCUCCAAGCGCUAUGCUCGCAAGUGCAAGUUCAUCAAUGUUGAGGCAUUGCUGCGGACCACUUUCCCCUGGUUCGACUGGACCAAGCAGCCGCUGGAGCUCAACCCUGGCCAGAAGGCGAUGUCGUUCGCCGUGGGGGAUUCUCGCCCUCUGUCCCAACCGCGCAACCUCUGCACGGAGAGGAGGACAACGAUGACGACCCUAAUGAGGCCGCCGCUGGAUCUCAAGGCGACGCAUAGCUGCAUACUUGAGGGCUUCCGGGUUUACCGAUCCCUGGCUAAGACGGUCUUCUUGCUGGAGAAGCAGCAGCGCCAGGACAGCAGCCCCUCUGGUCGUCGCCUGACAGAGUAUGCCUCUAUGUUCGGCGGUGAGCCAGCCACCGAGCAGCGCAUAGCCGAGAUGGUCGACGACCUUAACAGCCGCGCCAUCGUCGACUUGGCCGACCUGGCACACCUCGAGCCGCGCGUCGUGCUGCAGAGGAACGAACCACGCCACACACUCAAUACCCGGCUCAUCAUGCUGGAGGCACAGCGCAAGAAUCAGCGCCUUGUGGUGUGGAAUGUGGACCACGUCCCUGUCCAGAAGCGUGGUGCUGCUGCGGAACCGGCCCUGACACACGUGGAGAAAGCAGUUGCGAUGCGGAUCAAGGAUCACGAGUUUGGCCACACCACCGCCGACACGUGGUACUACCAUGGCGCCCGAUACAUCCUCCUUGAUACAACUGCUGCCGAUGCCGGAGCGAGCCACAACAACGAGGUGGAAGCCUGCGGCCUGCUUGAGGAUGGCCGCGAGCCAGCAGAUGACAGCCGUGGCCCCUAUCGCCGGCUCAAGUACCUUCCAGCGGCCGUCAUUGUGCGGCCUAUAAGCGGCCACAUCCCCGGCACCGUGCUGCAGGGCCUUGCAGACUACGCCAGCAGGGGUGGUGCCUUCAUCCUGUCACCCCGGGCAUCUUGCAUUGCCGAGGUCGACAUGCCUGCCGCCGGGUACGGCACCAUCACAAAGCAGAUCCGGCGCCUCAACGUACCGCUCGGCGACCGCCAGGCGGUCACCGAUUACUUCGUGCAAGGCCGCAGCUUCAAAGACGAGUGCUGGCUGGUGGAUCUCGCUGUCCCACCCAACGGCAUCAAGCGCGCCACCCUGUAUGUGCUGCUGACCCGCUUCAAGAUGCUGGACCACGUCCGUCUGCUCCGGCCGCUCUACACUACACCGCACGAGCGCAAGAGGAUAAUCAAGCAGUUCCUCAGCAUGACUAACCUCGAGCCGGACCUGGCCGCCAACCUGCGCCUGCUGAAGCAGGCAGCGCGCGACACGGAGCACCGAUAUACGGCCGAGUUCCAGCAUGCGCGACAGCUGGAAGCGUGCUGGACCCCCUCGGCCCAGAGCUAG